UUUCUUCCUUCAGUCGUAAUGGCGAUCCCGUUGCAGGUGGAGUGUGUUUGUGUUUAGUGCGCGUUUCGUUCCAUCCGAUUUGCUGGUGUUAAAUUUUUUUUUCUGUUCGGUCGUGGAGAAAACAAUCAGGAAAAGUUAAAACCUCCCACUGCGAUAUCCAAUCUACGCGAGUGCAAUUAUUAGUUUAGCCUAACGCCCGAAAUUGUACGUAAAAUUACUGCAAAGUAGUGAUUCAGAUUCUGCAGAAAAAAAACGCAAAAACUUUGCUUCAAAGUACGAGAAAAAAAAAUCGGCAUUCGAUUUAUUGGAUUUCACAGCGUUGUGCGAAAGAAAAGGAGUAUGCUGUUGAAAUUUAGUUUCAUUCUACCUUUUUCUCAAGGUUGAGAAUUUUCGAUUCAUUUGUGGUGCAAAAAAGCGUGCUUUUGGUAGGUGAUGCUAGUGCACGAUUCAUAUUACGGUCAACUAAAACAGGAAAAGUUUAGGUCCAGUGAUUAAUUCGUUGAAAUAGAAGCGUCCCCGGCGACUGAAUAGAUGUCAUCGCGGAAGUGAAAACAAAAAAGAAGUGAUCAACUACUGUUCAUCGCAGUUUGGCUCGCAGCGGUCAUAAAACCAGCAAAGAAAGAAGCAAAUCCCCGUGCACGAUUGUGUCAAUAACCGUGUCGAAUCGAGCUACCGAACCGAUCCAACAGCCAUGCUUCCCACGUACCAACGGAUCAGUGGAAACCAGCAGUCAAAUCCGCUACUGCCGAUACGGCGUUCCUUUCGGUCAAGCGAAAAGUGCCUGAUUCUGUUGGUGCUGCUGACGUUUGGAUUCGUCUGCUUCGGAGGGUUCUUUUUUCUGCCGGAUAAUUUCGGUGCCGAGCGUGUAUUGAAAGUUUACAAACAGUUUCAGCGAGCCGGACCGGAAAUAUUCAUCCCACCGCCACCGCCGGCCCACGGCUUGGACGGGGAUGAAGAUCUCCACAAGCUGAGCGAUCGGGAAAAACUACAGGAAAAGAUUCAAAAGGAACUACCGGAUGAUUUCCUGGAAAAGCCCGAUCUGGAUCUCGGUCGAACUAGUGGACCAGAAUUUGAUAAUGUUCUCGACUCGGGCCCGCAGGCACCGAUUGGACCGAUUGCCGGUGGACCAGCCGGGGUAGUAGCACCACCGCAAAUCGCAGACGAACCGGAAAUCAAAAGCCCGUCCAAAUCGUCCACCGGAAGCGUCAGUUCGAACACAUUCAAUGCACUCGUCGGUGAAGAUCCGGACCCUCUCGUGCGCGAAAAGCGAAACAAAGUAAAAGAGAUGAUGAUACACGCCUGGGACAGCUACAAACUGUACGCCUGGGGCAAGAACGAGCUGAAACCGAUCAGCAAACGGGGCCACUCCGGCAGCAUAUUCGGGGCGUUCGAUCUCGGAGCGACCAUCGUGGACGGUCUCGAUACGUUGUACCUGAUGGGUUUGCACAAGGAGUUCGACGAGGGACGCGACUGGAUCGAGCGAAAAUUUACGCUGGACGGAGUCGGCAUCGACCUUUCGGUGUUCGAAACGAACAUCCGAUUUAUCGGAGGAUUCCUGACAUGCUACGCAUUUACCGGCGAUCGGUUGUUCCUGGAGAAGGCCAAAUACGUCGCGGAUAAACUGCUGCCGGCAUUUCAGACUCCAACCGGAAUCCCGUACGCUCUAGUCAACGUAAACAACGGGCCCCAAACCUUGCUCGAGCGGGUAAUCAGCCAUGUAGAAAUAUUUUUUGUCAAUCUGUUCUACAAGAUCAGCAAAAACUACGGCUGGGCCAGCGGUGGCAGUAGCAUCCUGUCCGAGUUCGGCACACUGCACCUGGAGUUCUCCUACCUGAGUGACGUAACAGGCAAUUCUGUCUACCGGGAACGGGUCCAGGCAAUUCGUUCGGUGCUGAAGGACAUCGAAAAACCCAAGGGACUAUACCCGAACUAUCUGAACCCGAAAACGGGCAAAUGGGGCCAACAGCAUAUGUCUCUCGGUGCCCUCGGGGACAGUUUCUACGAGUAUCUGCUAAAGGCGUGGAUCCAGUCGGGCCACGAGGACAAUGAAGCUCGCGAAAUGUUUGACGAUGCGAUGCAGGCCAUUAUUCAGCACAUGAUCAGGACCAGUCCCGGAGGGUUGACGUACGUUUCAGACUUGAAGUUUGAACGGUUGGAACACAAGAUGGAUCACUUGGCUUGUUUUGCAGGGGGUCUAUUCGGUCUCGGUGCAACAACGCUGUCGAACCAGUACUCGGACAAGUACAUGGAAAUCGGAGAAGGUAUCACCAAUACUUGCCACGAAAGUUACGUCCGAACAUACACUAGAUUGGGACCAGAAGCAUUCCGUUUCAACGACGGAGUUGAAGCCAAAGCACUCAAAACGGGGGAGAAAUACUACAUUCUACGGCCGGAAACAUUCGAGAGUUACUUCGUCAUGUGGAGAUUGACGCACGAUCAGAAGUAUCGUGACUGGGGAUGGGAUGCCGUGCAGGCACUGGAAAAUCACUGUAGAACACCAAACGGUUUUACCGGGUUGAAAAACGUUUAUCUGACAGAUCCACAAAAGGACGACGUACAACAAAGUUUCUUCCUGGCGGAAACACUUAAGUACCUUUACCUUCUUUUCUCGGACGAUUCCCUGUUGCCACUGGACGAAUGGGUCUUCAACACGGAGGCACAUCCUCUGCCCGUCAAGGGACAUAAUGCUCUAUUCCGAGCGGCAGCUACCUCUAGCUCACCUUAAAUCUAUCCCGGCGCACACUACACCGCCACAAACACCACUACUAUUCCUACUACGACCAGCGACUAUUCGACACCGACAGAAUAGUUAAUAAUUAACUUUUGCCACAGUCUGCCGGGUGGUCCGGAGUAUGCGUGAGCUUGUAUUUGAUGCGAAUUGAGUGUGUGUGUGCGUGGGUGUGGGUAGACAUUCGUGACCAAGAUCUUCCUCGAUUGUUUGGAGGGAGCGAUUCCUUACUAUUUAAAAACAAGAAGAAAAAAAACUAGCCAGUUUGACUGUAAUUUGCUGUGUGCGCGUGAGGUGGUAAACUGCAAGAAAAGUCUUUUUUUGUGUAUGAUGAAAAAUACAACCCUAACGCGAACGGGUUGACUUUGUUUUGAAUGAUCGUAGUUAAUUAUAUAGAAAAGAUUUAUAUAUAAAACAUUAUAUGUGAUGAAACCCACUAAUUUAUCGGAAACGACAAUUGUUCUGUACAGAAUAUAACUGAUAUUAGUUGAAGCUAGACGAAUGAAUAAACCGGUACGACUUUUACGACUAAUUCUUCCAACUUUUUCGAAAUAAUCUAGAGGACCUUUGAAAUGCACAUCUAACCUAGCAAGCACACCUACACGUAACACCAGGGAGCCCACCAAAAUUUUACAUAAAGGAUAAUUUUCUCGUUGGUACAACUGGGGGACUUAUAGGAAUUUCCUUAAAACGAUUUCGAAGUUGCUCGAUUGAGUGUUCCUGUUCUGUUUGUCAGCGUUCAACUCGUUUCAGCUAGAAAAGUGAAUGCCAAAAAUUCUACCUUCGGGUAGAUACCACCGAACUAUAAGAGACUAUAGUUUUGCGAAUUUUAAUUCUGGAUUUAAUUUCCAACGACAAUUCUGAUUUCCGUAUUCAAUUUUCCGAAGAUAAAUCCGUCCUAUUGCCGAGUUCAAUCAAUGUUGGAAAUUGGUUGGUGGAUAUUUUCACCCAAACUCUCAGCUCUUUGACUUUGACUGGAAAAAAUUUACAUCCGAAAAAAAAAACAUUUUCAAAGUAAUGAAUUUUGUUAUGUCUUUGUUCAUGCUCUACCUUGUUAUCAAGAAGUGAGUAUUGUUUCGUUUUCUUUUGACUAUUUUUACAUUAAAUACAGUUUCGUUCAGUUCGUUGAAAGAAAUAGGCAAUCUACAGUAUCAAUUUCUAUGCUCCAAUGAAGUAAACCUGCACUAGUAUCAAACGGAUUAACCUGAGAGUGAGAGAGAGAGAAAAAUCUUUUAGAGAAACUUCCCAUCCCAUUAAAAAAAAUACUGAACUACCAGAAUAUGCAACAGUGCCAAAUUUAGCGAAGUACCAACCGAAUUUCAGUUUUUCUUUCAGUCGAAACAGUUUUCCUGCUAUCCACUAAAUGACUUACGGUUUUCGUCGGCCUGUAGAGUCAAACAUAAGAAUUGCUAAUCAUAAUUCUUAGGACCAGUCGGGCUGAGUUCUGGAAAUGUAUAUCGAUAAUAUUUAUUACUCACGAGAGCUUAAUCGGGUAGAUCCUACGUAUAUGAUGGUCAAAUGCAAUUUUCUCCCGUAGAUAGAUAGAUUCGCUUUGAUUUACAGCAUUCAGUCUAUAACAAACUUUAUUCAUUUUAUUGCAAGCAUUCGAAAUUUGACUAAUUUCUCCCUUGUGUUAAUUGCUCUACCUCUACUAGAACGUUUUAGUGAACGUUUUAAUGCAUUUAUGUCCAUUGAAAAACAUUCAAAAUUUUACUCUAAUCUAUAAAAAAAUCUGAUUUUAGUUACAGAAACUAAAAUGCUUGCGAAAAACAGGAGAACACUGUUUGGGAAAACGGAGAGGAGAGGGUUCACUCGUUUCACGAUUCUCUAACUUUGUAAAUAAUCUGUUAUAAAUUAAUGUUAAUGCAACAAAGAAAAUGAAUCGAUUACAAGAACGGAUAUGAUGGCAGUUGGAGUGCUACUCACAUUUAACGGAAAGAAAAGACUUUCCACAAUAAAGCUUUGCAAGUGGUAGCUAAAAAUAAACAUAUAUUACUGAACUCUGUAGGGCAUCACGAACCAACAUUAAAUGUUUGUUUAGGAUACAAAAAAAAAUAAGCAAAUAUAGUACAUAACUGGAAUUUCCGUUAGCACCAAUUUUCCGAUAUAACACAAAUAUAAAAACUAAUUCAAAUCUAAACGGAAUGAGUCAGAUAAUCAAUGUAUUAUUACCAGAUGAAAAACCAUUCUGAAAUGUUGAUAGUUAGCACUAUAUACCGGUAGAAGCAGUUUAGUAGAAUUGAAAAGGAAUAUAAAUCAACUACUACCGCGUUUCCAUAUUGUUGCACUUCGUAGUAGUAGGGAACUGAAUUAAAGUACUCGGUAUACAUAUAUUAAACCAAACAACCACAAACCUAAUGAUCGCAUUUUAUUUUAACUCAGCUGUGACAGGAAAGAAAAAAUAGUAAUGUGAAAAAACAAAUGUGCGUGUUUGAAAAUGUACGGAUAAAAUUGUUCAGUCGAACACAGAAGCGUGUAAUAAACUGUCAUUUUAUAAAAUAA
Molecule: messenger RNA, 5230 nt
Organism: Malaya genurostris
Lineage: Eukaryota; Metazoa; Arthropoda; Insecta; Diptera; Culicidae
Gene: alpha-Man-Ia
Product: mannosyl-oligosaccharide alpha-1,2-mannosidase IA
Exons: 8
Coding region: 692-2725 (677 amino acids)
Biological process (GO): carbohydrate metabolic process; N-glycan processing
Cellular component (GO): endoplasmic reticulum; Golgi membrane
Molecular function (GO): calcium ion binding; mannosyl-oligosaccharide 1,2-alpha-mannosidase activity
Source: RefSeq, a predicted model, not a curated record